AUUCCUGGAAAUCACAAAAAGUGCGGAGGCUUUGAGAUCUUCUUCGCCUUUUCUUUCUUUUUCUUUUCUUUUUUUUUUUCCUCCUCCCUUUUCCCUCUCCUUUCCUGGCGAGGGUGACUAGGAGCCGGCGAAUCCGCGUUUUUUCUCCUCUCUCUCUCUCUCUCUCUCCUCUCUCUCUCCCUCCCUUUCCCCCUCCCCACCCCCUCCCCAACAGCCCCCAACUACAGCCUCCGCCGCCGCCGCCGCCUCAAAAUUCAAUAAAAUGAGCUCUUAUUUCGUCAACUCACUGUUCUCCAAAUACAAAACCGGGGAGUCCCUGCGCCCCAAUUAUUAUGACUGCGGCUUCGCCCAGGACCUGGGCGGCCGACCCACCGUGGUGUACGGUCCCAGCGGCGGCGGCAGCUUCCAGCACCCGUCGCAAAUCCAGGAGUUCUACCACGGGCCGUCGUCGCUGUCCACGGCUCCCUACCAGCAGAACCCGUGCGCCGUGGCGUGCCACGGGGACCCCGGCAACUUCUACGGCUACGACCCGCUGCAGCGCCAGAGCCUGUUCGGAGCGCAGGACCCGGACCUGGUGCAGUACGCAGACUGCAAGCUCGCCGCCGCCAGCGGCCUGGGCGAGGAGGCCGAGGGCUCGGAACAGAGCCCGUCGCCCACACAGCUCUUCCCCUGGAUGCGCCCGCAAGCCGCCGGACGCAGGCGAGGCCGGCAGACUUACAGCCGGUACCAGACCCUGGAGCUGGAGAAGGAGUUCCUAUUUAACCCCUAUCUGACUCGCAAACGGCGGAUCGAGGUGUCGCACGCGCUGGGACUGACAGAGAGACAGGUUAAAAUCUGGUUCCAGAACCGGAGGAUGAAGUGGAAAAAGGAGAACAACAAAGACAAGUUCCCCAGCAGCAAAUGCGAGCAGGAGGAGCUGGAGAAGCAGAAGCUAGAGCGGGCCCCGGAGGCAGCGGACGAGGGCGACGCGCAGAAGCCUGAAAAGAAGUAGUGGGCUCCAGCUGGGACUGCCAGGGCCGCGGCCGCCCGCCCGCCCGGCCCGCCCGAGCGCGCCCGGCCCAGCGAGCCAGCGGGCCCGGGGCCUCCCACCGCAGCGACCCCGCCGCGCCAAUCCCCGCUAGUGGUAGUUUCUCGUAAUAGCUUCUGUGUGUGAGCUGCCGUGGAUUCUCUUCCCUUCUCUCGGGCCCGGGGCUGGGGGGGGGGUCGGAAAAAAAAAAGAGAAGGAUUUUCAGCAAGGACUCCCUCGCCCCGCGAGGGCGAGCGGCUGCGGCCCAGGCUGCGCCCCCCUAGUGCCCUCCCCCUUGUAAAAAGCUUCCUUGUGCAAUGUUUUUUUUUUCUUUGAACGUGCUUCUUUGUAAUGACCGAGGUACCGAUUUCUGCUAAGUUUUCCCAACAACAUGAAACUGCCUAUUCACGCCGUAAUUCUUUCUCCCUCCCUUUCUCUCUCUCUCUCUCUCUCUCUCUCUCUCUCUCUCUCUCUCUCGCCGCGUCCUCAUUUCCCCUCCUCUGUCCCCACCGCCGCCCCCACCCCCCAGCUCGCUGGCUUUCUCUCUCUGGCUUCUCUCUUUUCCUCCCCUCCUUCGGUUUGACAAUUUUGUCUUAAGUGUUUCUCAAAAAAAAAAAAGGUUACCUUAGUUAGCAUGCGCGCUGUGGGCAAUUGUUAAAAGUGUUCUUAGGUUUACUGUGAAGAGAAUGUAUCCUGUAUCCGUGAAUUACUUUAUGGGGGGAGGGAGGGAGGGCUAA
This is a messenger RNA of Ochotona princeps (American pika), 1743 nucleotides long. RefSeq names its product homeobox B8 (gene HOXB8). Gene Ontology annotation, biological process: regulation of transcription by RNA polymerase II. The record is from RefSeq and is a predicted model, not a curated record. Lineage: Eukaryota; Metazoa; Chordata; Mammalia; Lagomorpha; Ochotonidae. The coding region runs from base 263 to 991 and encodes 242 amino acids. The transcript has 2 exons. Gene Ontology annotation, cellular component: nucleus. Gene Ontology annotation, molecular function: DNA-binding transcription factor activity, RNA polymerase II-specific; RNA polymerase II transcription regulatory region sequence-specific DNA binding.